Messenger RNA from Sorex fumeus (smoky shrew), 3868 nucleotides. It is a transcript of the gene ATN1, whose product is annotated as atrophin 1. The record is from RefSeq and is a predicted model, not a curated record. Gene Ontology annotation, molecular function: transcription corepressor activity. Gene Ontology annotation, cellular component: nucleus. NCBI's taxonomy places the organism in Eukaryota, Metazoa, Chordata, Mammalia, Eulipotyphla, Soricidae.
CACCUUCGUCCCCACUUCCCAGGCCGCCGCUGGGCGGGGAUUGGGGUGAAGCAGAGAACUUUCUGGAUUCAGCUGCCCAGGCAGAGGAGAAUGGGGUCUCCACAGCCUGAAGAAUGAAGACGCGACAGAAUAAAGACUCAAUGUCGAUGAGGAGUGGACGGAAGAAAGAGGCCCCCGGGCCCCGGGAAGAACUGAGAUCGAGGGGCCGGGCCUCCCCCGGAGGGGUCAGCACGUCCAGCAGCGAUGGCAAAGCUGAGAAGUCUAGGCAGACAGCCAAGAAGGCCCGAGUAGAAGAGGCCUCUGCCCCAAAGGCCAGCAAGCAGGGCCGGAGCGAAGAGAUCUCAGAGAGCGAGAGUGAAGAGACCAGCGCCCCCAAAAAGACCAAGACCGAGCAGGAGCUCCCCCGGCCUCAGUCUCCCUCGGACCUGGACAGCCUGGACGGGCGGAGCCUCAACGACGAUGGCAGCAGCGACCCUCGCGACAUCGACCAGGACAACCGCAGCACGUCCCCCAGCAUCUACAGCCCCGGCAGCGUGGAGAACGACUCCGACUCCUCCUCGGGCCUGUCCCAGGGCCCCGCGCGCCCCUACCACCCGCCGCCGCUCUUCCCGCCCUCCCCGCCGCCGCCCGCCGCCGCCGACGGCACCCCCCGGGGACCCCCGGAGCCCGGCUUCGAGCCGCACCCGGCCGUGACGACCCCCGGCUACCACGCGCCCCUGGAGCCGCCCCCCGCCCGCCUGUUCCAGGCGCCCCCAGGGGCCCCGGCCCCGCACCCGCAGCUCUACCCCGGGGGCGCGGGGGGCGUCCUGUCCGGAGCCCCCCUGGGGCCCAAGGCCGGCGCGGGGGCCGCCUCCUCCGUGGGGGGCCCGAGUGGGGGCAAGCAGCACCCACCGCCCACCACGCCCAUCUCCAUCCCCAGCUCCGGGGCGGGCGGCGCCCUCGCGGCCAAGCCCCCCCACGCGGCGGCGGGCGGCGGUCCCCUGCCCUCGGCGGCCCCGCCGGCCCCCUUCCCCCACGUGGCCCCCAACCUGCCGCCCCCGCCAGCCCUGCGACCCCUCAACAACGCCUCGGCGUCUCCCCCGGGCUUGGGCGCCCAGCCGCUGCCGGGGCCAGGGCCGGGGCACCUGCCCUCGCCCCACGGCCUGGCGCAGGGCAUGGGCGGACUGCCUCCGGGCCCCGACAAGGGGCCCACCCUGGCCCCCUCCCCGCACCCGCUGCCCCCGACCUCCUCGGCCGCGGCGCCCCCCAUGCGGUACCCGUACUCGGCCCCCAGCAGUAGCUCGGCGGCAGCUUCCUCCAGCUCCUCUUCAUCCUCUUCCUCCUCCUCCUCUUCCUCCGCCGCCGCGGCCUCCUCGUCCGCCCCCUCCUCGGCCUCCCAGUACCCGGCGUCCCAGGCGCUGCCCAGUUACCCCCACUCCUUCCCGCCCCCCGCCGGCCUCUCGGUCUCCAACCAGCCCCCCAAGUACACGCAGCCCUCCCUCCCCGCCCAGGCCGUGUGGAGCCAGGGACCCCCGCCCCCGCCCCCCUACGGCCGCCUCCUGGCCAACAGCAGCGCCCACCCGGGCCCCUUCCCGCCCAACGCCGGGGGCCAGGCCGCGGGCCACCCGCCCGCCCCGGCCCAUCACCAUCACCACCAGCAACAGCCGCCCGCGCCGCCGGCCCCGCCGCCCCCGCCGCCGCCGCCCGCGCCGCAGCAUCACGGCGGCUCGGGCCCCGCCGCGCCCGGGCCCUACCCGCACCCCCUGGAGGGCGGCGCCGGGCACCACGCGCACCCCUACGCCAUGUCCCCGUCCCUGGGCUCCCUGCGGCCCUACCCGCCCGGCCCCGCGCACCUGCCCCCGCCGCACGGCCAGGCGCCCUACAACAGCCCGGCGGGCCCCGGCGCGCCCCCCGCGUCCGCAUCCUCCUCCUCCUCCUCGUCCUCCUCCUCCAGCGCCGCCUCGCAAGGGCCCUACCCGUGCCCGCACCCGUCCUCCAGCCAGGGGCCCCCCGGGGCCCCCUACCCCUUCCCGCCGGGGCCGCCCGUCACCACCUCCUCGGCCACGCUCUCCACGGUCAUCGCCACGGUGGCCUCGUCGCCGGCCGGCUACAAGACCGCCUCCCCCCCGGGACCCCCGCCCUACGGCAAAAGGGCCCCGUCCCCGGGGGCCUACAAGACCGCCACCCCGCCCGGGUACAAGCCCGGGUCGCCGCCCGCCUUCCGCACGGGGACCCCGCCGGGCUACCGGGGCGCCUCGCCGCCCGCGGCCCCCGGGACUUUCAAGCCGGGCUCGCCCACCGUGGGGCCGGGCCCGCUGCCCCCCGCGGGGCCCUCGGGGCUGCCCGCCCUGCCCCCGCCGCCGCCGCCCCCACCCAGCGCCCCGGCGCCCGGCCCGGCCCUCAACGCCGCGCAGAUCAAGCAGGAGCCGGCCGAGGAGUACGAGGCCCCCGAGAGCCCCGCGCCCCCCGCGCGCAGCCCGUCGCCGCCGCCCAAGGUGGUGGACGUGCCCAGCCACGCCAGCCAGUCGGCCAGGUUCAACAAGCACCUGGACCGCGGCUUCAACUCGUGCGCGCGCAGCGACCUGUACUUCGUGCCGCUCGAGGGCUCCAAGCUGGCCAAGAAGCGCGCCGACCUGGUGGAGAAGGUGCGGCGCGAGGCCGAGCAGCGCGCGCGCGAGGAGAAGGAGCGCGAGCGCGAGCGGGAGCGCGAGAAGGAGCGCGAGCGCGAGAAGGAGCGCGAGCUGGAGCGCAGCGUGAAGCUGGCCCAGGAGGGCCGCGCCCCCGUGGAGUGCCCCUCGCUCGGCCCCGUGCCCCAUCGGCCCCCGUUUGAGCCGGGCAGCGCCGUGGCGACGGUGCCCCCGUACCUGGGGCCCGACACUCCGGCCCUGCGCACGCUGAGCGAAUACGCGCGGCCCCACGUCAUGUCUCCAAGCAAUCGCAACCACCCUUUCUACGUGCCCCUGGGCGCAGUGGACCCGGGGCUCCUGGGCUACAACGUCCCGGCCCUGUACAGCAGCGACCCGGCGGCCCGGGAGCGGGAGCGCGAGGCCCGCGAGCGAGAUCUCCGCGAUCGCCUCAAGCCCGGCUUCGAGGUGAAGCCCAGCGAGCUGGAGCCGCUGCACGGGGUGCCGGGCCCGGGCCUGGACCCCUUCCCGCGCCACGGGGGCCUGGCGCUGCAGCCGGGGCCGCCCGGCCUGCACCCUUUCCCCUUCCACCCGAGCCUGGGGCCCUUGGAGAGAGAACGCCUGGCGCUGGCGGCCGGGCCAGCCCUGCGGCCUGACAUGUCCUACGCGGAGCGGCUGGCCGCAGAGAGGCAGCACGCCGAGAGGGUGGCGGCCCUGGGCAAUGACCCCCUGGCCCGGCUGCAGAUGCUCAACGUGACCCCCCACCAUCACCAGCACUCCCACAUCCACUCCCACCUGCACCUCCACCAGCAGGACGCCAUCCACGCAGCUUCUGCCUCGGUGCACCCUCUCAUCGACCCCCUGGCCUCAGGGUCUCACCUUACCCGGAUCCCGUACCCAGCCGGGACCCUCCCCAACCCUCUUCUUCCUCAUCCUCUGCACGAGAACGAAGUUCUUCGUCACCAGCUCUUUGCUGCUCCUUACCGGGACCUGCCAGCCUCGCUCUCGGCCCCGAUGUCGGCCGCCCACCAGCUGCAGGCCAUGCACGCGCAGUCGGCCGAGCUGCAGCGCCUGGCGCUGGAGCAGCAGCAGUGGCUGCAUGCGCACCACCCGCUGCACAGCGUGCCGCUCCCCGCGCAGGAGGACUAUUACAGCCACCUGAAGAAGGAGAGCGACAAGCCGCUGUAGAGCCUGCGUCCCUCGAGAGCGCCCGUGGCCCCUGCCCGCCACCCCGAGACAGAGACAGAGUCGAGGAGGGGGCGACG